AGCCAUUCCAAUCUCUCUUCUUUUUUAUAGAUCCAAUUUUGGUUGAUUCUUUCUGGCACAAGCGAUUGCAAUGGAAGCUCAGUUCAACCCCACUGCCUCUCCCUUUCGAGGCCCAUGUCAAGAUCCACUGAUCAUCCCUUGUAAGGCUGGCUGGCGUGUGUCUGGGCAUUAAUGUCUCAGUUCCGUCUCUUCAACAUAUGCAUAGGUAAGGUUCAACCCCACCCCAAAAAAUAGCCAAACACCUCAACGACCUAAAAUCAACAACCUCCUAAACAUGACUACCACCAUGUCCAAUUCUAUUCCAAUUGAUACCCACGACGUCGCUGCCAAAAUGGCAGAAAUAGCAGAAACAACUUCAAAACUCUCAAAUCGGUAUAGAGGGGUAAGCAACCCCCCCAAAACCCCUCUCCUCCAGCCCCUCACCUACCAUGUACAAACGCUAACACCCCCCACAGGCAACAGUAGAAGACCUCGAUCCCCCCUCCGCCCUCUCCGUCCACACCACCGACCCCAUCUCCCAUGCUCUCCUCUCCGCCUUCGAACGAGACUACACGCACCUAACCGUCGUCUCCGUCGAAACCCGCGCACUCCUCGGCUACCUCUCCAUCCCACACCUCCAAUCCCUCCUCAAAUCCGGCACCGUCUCCGAAACCGAUGAAGUAUCCAAAGCCAUGACGAAAUUCAGACGAAAAGGCAGAGUUUACAAGGUGAUUACGAUGGAUACGCCAUUGGAGGACUUGGAGCGGUUUUUUAACGGCGAGGGAGAGGGUAGUGAGAGGGGGAAGCAGGAGUUUGCUGUGGUUACUGAUGAGCGGAGGAGGUUCGUUUUGGGUGUUGCUACGAGGACGGAUUUGGAGGAAUUUGCGAGGAGGAGACCUGCUUGAGAGGCUGG
Messenger RNA from Hymenoscyphus albidus, 892 nucleotides. NCBI's taxonomy places the organism in Eukaryota, Fungi, Ascomycota, Leotiomycetes, Helotiales, Helotiaceae. The record is from the annotation of a GenBank genome assembly.